Molecule: messenger RNA, 3540 nt
Organism: Mercenaria mercenaria
Lineage: Eukaryota; Metazoa; Mollusca; Bivalvia; Venerida; Veneridae
Product: A disintegrin and metalloproteinase with thrombospondin motifs gon-1-like
Exons: 22
Coding region: 77-3529 (1150 amino acids)
Molecular function (GO): protein binding
Source: RefSeq, a predicted model, not a curated record
UCACUGCAACCGUUUGGAAAAGUCGGUUGAGAAGUGAAUUGUCUACAUUACCUCAAGCCAUUACGGAACAACGAAAAUGGAGUCUAAACACUACUGUUUUGCCUUGGUGUUCCUAACAAUUACUACAACAUGUACCGAUGCCCUUGAUUGUUACAUGUGCACCAAUGCUACCUACGUGUCCGAAUGCAAAUCUACAACAACCUGUAAUGCAGGAGAGAUUUGCUUCUCCGACCACAUUCAGACGCCGCACGGAAAAUUGUAUUCACUUGGAUGCCGACCAGAAGUGAAAUGUAGUUCGAUAAUACAAGAUGGGAACAGCGCUGGUUCUGGAUCGAUAGUUGGUCGAUCAACAUCGACGGGAACUUGUUUAGAAUGUUGCAGGAACCAGCACUGUAACAGACAGCUUUGUCAACACUCAUUUUCAGACAAAGAAUGUUCUGAUGGCACAGAAAUGAAUUGUAAAAGUGUCGGUAGCCUUGUUAACAUCUGCACUGACACCCAACAUGCCAAAACUGUUUGUGAGAGGUUUUGUGGAUUGUGUGAUUAUGUUGAUGGAUCGUGGUCAACGUGGUUGACAUGGUCGUCGUGUGAUGCUACAUGCGGUAAUGGUACUCACACACGGAUACGCAAAUGCACAGAACCAAGUCCUUCAGGUGGUGGCUACGACUGUGCAGGAAUGUCACAGCAAGCACAGACUUGUACCGAAGAAUCUUGUCCAGUACAUGGAGCGUGGACAUCCUGGAACUCAUGGGGAGGCUGCAGUGCCACGUGUGGUAUUGGUCUACAGAGAAGAGAUAGAUCAUGCUCGGCACCAUAUCCGGGACGCCAUGGCAACCCCUGUUUCGGGGACUCGAGAGAUGACCAAAUAUGUUUAGCUAAUACCUGCCAUGAUGGUGAUUGGUCCUCUUGGCAAGCGUGGGGCAGUUGCAACAGAACGUGUGGAGAUGGUAUACGAUCAAGGUCAAGGUCAUGUGACAACCCGUUACCAUCUAUACAAGGGAAGUACUGCCAAGGGGAGCCUUAUCAAGUAGAGACAUGUAACAUGCAAUCAUGCCCGGUAAUUAAUGGAGGUUGGGGGUCCUGGACAUCAUGGACAAGUUGUACCUCCAGCUGUAAUGGAGGAAUGCAAACACGUCAACGUAACUGUAAUAAUCCGAAACCUUCAGCUGAGGGAGAUUUCUGUGAUGGAAGUCCAAUUGAUGUGCGAAUGUGUAACCAACAUCAUUGUCCAAUAACAAAUGGAGGUUGGGGAUCCUGGACAUCAUGGACAAGUUGUUCUGUCAGCUGUAACGGAGGAAUGCAAUCACGCCAACGGCAUUGUAACAAUCCGAAACCAUCCUUCGGUGGAAAUUUCUGUGACGGAAUUUCAUCAGAUGUACGAAUGUGCAACCAACAACAUUGUCCAAGAACAAAGGCAGCUUUCUUGGCUGGAUCUGCGAUUUUGCGGAGAAAUGGAUUAGUACGAUUUUCUGACGUUCUCCUGAACGAAGGUUCUGUUUACAACUCUUCGUCGGGAGUGUUUACAUGUAACAUUCCCGGACUGUAUUCUUUUACCGCGAAUAUAAUUGAAAAUGGUAAUGUUAUUAAUUACAUAAAAUGUUACAUUAGAAUGAAUGGUUCCAUUUACGUCUUCAUGUAUUCUCAGCAGGGUAAAUUAGACAGUAGACUUGCAACACACGGCUAUGGAGGAGCUACAGGAUCAGCUACGUUACAUCUAGUCAAAGGAGAUCAAGUAUAUGUCGACUGUAUCACUGGAACAAGCCUAAGCAUAUCUUCGUUCAGUGGUUUUCUAAUUAGUGUUGAUCCUUAUGCCCUUGAUUGUUACAUGUGCACCAAUGCAACCUACGUGUCCGAAUGCAAAUCUACAACAACCUGUAAUGCAGGAGAGUUCGAUAAUACAAGAUGGGAACAACGCUGGUUCUGCAUCUAUUGUUGGUCGAUCAACAUCGACGGAACUUGUUCAGAAUGUUGCAAGAACCAACACUGUAACAGACAGCUUUGUCAACACACAUUUUCAGACAAAGAGUGCUCUGAUGGUACUGAUGUCAACUGUAAAAGUGUUGGUUCCUUUCUUAAUAUAUGUGUUGAUACCCACCAUGCCAAGUCCGUUUGUGAGAGAUUUUGCGGAUUGUGUGAUUACGCUGAUGGAUCUUGGUCAACAUGGUUUACAUGGUCGUCAUGUGAUGUUACAUGCGGAAAUGGUACUCAGACCCGGAUACGCAAAUGCACUGAACCAAGUCCUUCAGGUGGUGGCCGCGACUGUGCGGGAAUGUCACAGGAGGUACAAACUUGUACCGAGGAAUCUUGUCCAGUUCAUGGAGUAUGGACAAAUUGGAACACAUGGGGAAGCUGCAGUGCCACGUGUGGUAUUGGUCUACAGAGGAGGGAUAGAUCAUGUUCGGUACCAUAUCCAGGACCCCGCGGCAACCCCUGUUUUGGGGACUCGAGAGACGAUCAAAUAUGUUUAGCUAAUACCUGCCAUGAUGGUGAUUGGUCCUCUUGGCAAGCUUGGGAACUUGCAGCAGAACGUGUGGAGACGGUAUACGGUCAAGGUCAAGGUCAUGUGACAACCCGUUCCCAUCUAUACAAGGAAAGUACUGUCAAGGGGAGCCUUAUCAAAUCGGAUACACGAAUAUAUUGCAUUUUAUUCUGUAAUGUUUCACCUGCUGUUCUACAAUCCUUUCAUGAAUAUGUGACUAACAAUAAACUUAACAACCUAAUUUACUCUGCCAAUAAAAACCUGAUAAGAAUAAAAUUAAGUUAUCUUUCAGUAACAAAUGGAGGAUGGGGAUCCUGGACGUCAUGGACAAGUUGUACAGCCAGCUGUAACGGAGGAAUGCAAUCACGUGAACGACAUUGUAACAAUCCGAAACCUUCCGCUGACGGACACUUCUGUGACGGAACUCCAGUUGAUACACGACUAUGUAACCAAGUGAUUUGUUCAAUUACAAAUGGAGGUUGGGGAUCCUGGACAUCAUGGACAAGUUGUUCUGUCAGCUGUAACGGAGGAAUGCAAUCACGCCAACGGCAUUGUAACAAUCCGAAACCAUCCUUCGGUGGAAAUUUCUGUGACGGAAUUUCAUCUGAUGUACGAAUGUGCAACCAACAACAUUGUCCGAGAACAAAGGCAGCUUUUCUGGUUGAAACUGCGACUAGACUGAGUAAUGGAACAGUACAAUUUUCUGACGUUUACCUGAAUGAAGGUUCCGUAUACGAUUCUUCGUCAGGAAUGUUCACAUGUAACAUUCCUGGGGUGUAUUUUUUUACCGCGAAUAUAAUUGAAACUGGUGAGGGAAAUAAUUUCAUAGAUUGUCGCCUUAGAGAGAGUGGUGGUAGCUACGUAUAUAUGGUUUCUCGUAAGGGUGAAAUAGACGGUAAGUAUGCGGCACACGGUUUUGGAACAGCUACAGGUGCAGCUACAUUGUAUCUGGUGAAAGGAGAUAGUGUUUAUGUCUUUUGUAAUGAUUUUACUGGAACAAGCCUUGGCUUUUCUUCAUUUAGUGGCUUUUUAAUUCAUGCUGAUCCUUGACUAUAUUUUUU